This is a messenger RNA of Salmo salar (Atlantic salmon), 3466 nucleotides long. The record is from RefSeq and is a predicted model, not a curated record. Lineage: Eukaryota; Metazoa; Chordata; Actinopteri; Salmoniformes; Salmonidae.
UUUUCUCUUCAGAGUAUGCUUGAAUGAGAAGACGGACUCACUUUUGUUUGAAUCGGGGGUGUCCCUCCCUCCACGCUGCAUGUGACAAAAACACUGACCGGCCCCCUUCACAAUUCCUAUGGAUCGAACUACAGAACCUCCGCUUCAAGACAUCUGUUCCUUUCUAACAGAGCGCGCCCCCGUUUCCAGAGCUGUGACUGAACGACCGACUCUCGUGGUCCCCGGACUGGUGAUUUCCACAUUUGCCCGUGAUAUCAACCAAAGAUGAAGAUCGACGUUGACUCAAACUCACCCUGCUCUUCUUUUCGCAGUUUGUAGACUGGAGGGAAUUGGAACGAGGAUUUUGCCUCCUCUCCAUCACUCCCGUCCGAGCAGAGAGAGUCACCACCGAGCGUCAAAAGCCCGGUGCCAUUGAGUAGCCGAUUUCUUUUUGUCUGCCCUGUAUCUGGGGGUUUCGCAUCCUCUGCGUCUGGCUUGGAUGGGAAAAGGACAACGAAGGGCGAGUGAAAAUAUCGGGGUUCUGAUGUUUGAAUAUUUUGCUGCUUCUGGACAUUUAAUUGAUCGUAUUCAGUCAUCGUUGAGAGACUACUGUGAUUAUGGAGUCGGUAGAAAAGGAGUGCGGAGCGUUGGGUGGAUUAUUCCAAGCUAUCGUCAACGACAUGAAGAGUUCAUAUCCAGUGUGGGAAGACUUCAGUGCCAAGGCUACUAAACUGCACUCCCAACUCCGGACCACAGUUCUGGCAACAGUGGCAUUUCUAGAUGCCUUUCAGAAGGUGGCAGACAUGGCGACCAACUCAAGAGGAGGCACCAGGGAUAUAGGUUCAGCUCUGACCAGGAUGUGCAUGAGACACCGCAGCAUCGAGACUAAACUACGCCACUUCACCAAUGCUCUUAUGGAAGGCCUAGUCACUCCUCUCCAGGACAGGAUAGAGGAAUGGAAAAAGACAGCUAACCUGCUGGACAAAGACCACGCCAAAGAAUACAAGCGGUCUCGCCAGGAGAUCAAGAGAAAGUCCUCAGACACCAUGAAGCUCCAGAAGAAGGCCAGGAAAGAGCUUCUAGGCCGGGGUAACCUGCGUCCCCAGCUGGACAGUGCCAUGCAGGACGUCAGCGACCUCUACCUACUGAUGGGGGAGACCGAGAAGCAGGCGGUGCGCCGGGCCCUCCUAGAGGAGAGGGGGCGCUACUGCUUCUUCAUCAAUCUGCUGAAGCCUGUGGUGAAUGGAGAGAUAGCCAUGCUGGGAGAGAUCACUCACCUGCAGGCCAUAGUUGAUGACCUCACUGUACUCACUGAAGACCCUCACAAACUGCCCCCGGCUAGUGAGCAGGUGAUCGGGGACCUGAAGGGUUCAGACUACAGCUGGUCCUACCAGACUCCUCCCUCCUCUCCCAGCAGUGCUGCCUCCAGGAAGAGCAGUAUGUGCAGUAUCCUCCAGAUGCCAACUGUUGGUGCCCAUCGUCUCAGUAGUGUCUCCUCCCAUGAUUCAGGGUUCAUCUCUCAGGAUGCCAACACCCACUCCAAGCCCCCCUCCCCCAUGCCCUCUGACAUCACCAGCCAGAAGUCCACCAGCUCAGCCUCCUCUGAGGCAUCAGAAACCUGCCAAUCUGUCAGUGAAUGCAACUCUCCCACCACGGAUUGGUCUAAAACCAGUACCUGCGAGCCCUCAUUGGCUACCACUCUGCAGCAAAGGAGAGAGUCAUUGGACAGAAUGAGGGAGCAGGAGGUUCCUUCCAGUCCUAAAGGGUUCUCUGGGAUGCACCCAGACACUCAUAGGUCCAGGAUGGCCCAAGCUACUAUAGCAGCCAAGCACGGCGGUGAUGCCAUGUCCCCAGCAGCCAGUACACUAGCCAUGGUGCUGACCCGUGGUCUCAGUAUAGAGCAGCAGAAGAAUAGCAGGGAAUCUCUGCAGUACUCCAGUGGCUACAGCACCCAGACCAACACACCCUGCUGCUCAGAGGACACCAUCCCCUCACAGGGGUCUGACUAUGAGUGCUACUCUCUGAACGGGGAUGCUGAUACCAGCAGGGAGGCUGACUUCGACAAGUCCUCCACCAUCCCCCGCCACAGCAACAUCGCCCAGAACUACCGCCGCAUGAUCCAGACCAAGAGGCCAGCUAGCACCGCCGGGUUGCCCGCCGGAGUGAGCCCUCCUGGUGGUAUGCAUGGAGUGAUUUAUGGGGGUGAUGGAGGGCGUGAGGGAGGGCGUGACGGGAGGCACGGAGCCAUCACCUCUGGAACAGCCACCAUCCGCCGGACCCCCUCCUCCAAAACGGGGGUGAGACGCACCCCGUCCACCUCAGGCCCCAUCGCCAUCCGCCCCCCCAUCGUUCCAGUCAAGACCCCCACGGUGCCAGACUCUCCUGUCUACUCCCCCGGUUACUCCCCCAGCUACUCUCCCAGCCUUAUCCAGCACAUGGGCAGCGAAGAGUACCUGUAUGGGGACGAGACUCCACCCAGUGCCCUGGAGUACAUGAAGGCCUCCCCCAAGCGGCUGAGCCUACCUGACACCACCGCCUGGAGCUCCGGAGGGGGGCUGGACCGAAGUGUCUAUGCCCAGCAGCCCCCUGGCAUGACAGGCCUCAGCCUAGAGGAGGACCCCCAGCUGGCAGCCAACCGCCACAGCCUGGUGGAGAAGAUAGGAGAGCUCGCGGCCAGCGCCCACGCCCUGGGCGAGGGUCAGUUCCCCUUCUCCUCUCUGGACCCUCUGCCAGCGGACCCAAUGGGUACCAACUCUGUAACCCAACACCCACAACAACCACCACACAGGCCCCAGGAGGGCGUGGACAUGCUGGUGUCCAUACGGAGAGGUGUGAGGCUCCGCAAGGCGGUCUCCAACGACAGAUCAGCCCCCAGGAUACUGCAGGAUACUGCAGCAGCAUCCAGGAUACUGCGGUAGUAUCUACUGGGACUGACCACAGAACUGUGGUGCCACUGCAAGCUCUAGUAGUGAAAUGAAUGAACACUCAUCCUGUACAGGAAAAGAAUGCAUGAAAUGAAAGGGAAAACGAGUGUCAAUGUGUAAAGAUUCAAUGAAUGGCCAUGGGUGUCCAAUGGACAAAUGUCAUGUAAUGAAUUGCAUACAAAUGUAUUUUUAUGUCGUAUUCCUAUUUCCCAUGUUGUCUGUGGGCUUAGUGGCUGUGGUUGUCUAUUCUCUCUGUCUCCUGAUGAAUCAGCCCAGGCACCUUUCCUUUAGACUCAGUGAUCAGGGCCUGUAUUCACAAAGUGUCUCAGAGUAGGUGUGCUGAUUCAUGUAUAAUGAAUCUAUAAUACAAUUAUAUGGACAAUGGUGCUGAGUGAUUAGUGCUUAUUGAGGUCUGUUUGGUUUCGGUUCGAUUAUAUAUACAGUACCAGUCAAAAGUUUGGACACACCUACUCAUUCAAGGGUUUUUCUUUAUUUUUACUGUUUUCUACGUAAUAGUGAAGACAUCAAAACUAUGAAAUAACACAUAUGGAGUCAUGUAGUAA